Messenger RNA from Canariomyces notabilis, 1191 nucleotides. Its product is annotated as Clavaminate synthase-like protein. The record is from RefSeq and is a predicted model, not a curated record. NCBI's taxonomy places the organism in Eukaryota, Fungi, Ascomycota, Sordariomycetes, Sordariales, Chaetomiaceae. Gene Ontology annotation, molecular function: 2-oxoglutarate-dependent dioxygenase activity. The coding region runs from base 1 to 1191 and encodes 396 amino acids. The transcript has a single exon.
AUGCCCCGCUUACCAGCUCUUUUCAGCUCGGCCAACUCAACAACAUUCUGCAAGCCGCGUUUCUUGAUCGGGGACAUAGUGCGGAGACUUUCCACGGUUCCUCAAGUCGUUGGACCAAUUGAUGUCGCAGAUUUCCGGGAGAGGGCGUUUGCAGCUGGAAAGCCUCUUGUCAUACGGUCACGAAGUCAUUCAAAUCAUGCUCCUGCUGAGGCGCAGAGCAACAAUGAGACGCCGUCUGUAACACUCCCGGCCUUGACAAAAUGGUUUGCAUCAUCUAGACAAGACGAUGGGGUUGACCUCAGCCCCGAUCUAAGACAACACUCAUCUGUCAUUUUACCCUACGAACUGAUCCUACCUGCAAGCACCAGGCCCUUCCGCCCUCGCAUUCCUAUCUUGGGUUUCCUCUCCUGGCUAUCAGAAUCUCCGUCCAAAUUGCACCAGCAACUAGCUUCCCUCCUCCAGCAUCACAUCACCGUCAACCAUCCUCAGCCCCAGGCCUUCCAACUCCAACCUACACGCCCAAACACAGACACGCCUACCCACACCAAUAAUACCUCGUCAGAGGAAGAAACCUUCUUCCUCCGCUUCGAUGCCCCGCUGGCAUUGCUCUGCGCAGCCCUAGAAUUCAACAACACCGCACAACACCACCACCCACCCCUUUCCGAGCUGUACAUAGCCCAAGCCUCACUCUCCUUACUACCAGAGGCACUGCAGAGCGACCUGCCCACGCCGGCGCUCGUCCAGCAGGCAGGGAAAGGCGACGUCUACAGCUCGAGCAUCUGGCUCGGUCUCGAGCCCACCUACACCCCCUGGCACCGCGAUCCCAACCCAAACCUGUUCUGCCAACUGUGCGGCGAGAAGGUGGUCAGGCUCCUUCCCCCGCGGCAAGGGGAGGCCUUGUUCCGGGCGGUGCAGGCGCGGCUUUUGCUUGGGCACGGCCAGGUCGGCGCGGAGAGCGCGAGGAUCAGGGGAGAGGAGAUGAUGCAGGGUUUGGAGAGGAGGGGUUUGAAAGAGGCUGUUUGGGGCGGGGGUAAGGAGGAUAGGGAUGAGACGAUGCGUCGGGACAUGGUCCAGGCGGUUGUAGGUCCGGGCGAUGUGCUGUUCAUCCCGCUUGGGUGGUGGCAUAGUGUCAGGAGUGGCGGGGAAGUGGAGGGUAGGUUGAAUGGGUCUGUCAAUUGGUGGUUUCGGUGA